AUGAUUGAGAACCGAAGUGAAGGCAAAAUGGACUUCGUUGUCUCACCAUAUUUUAUUCUCCCAUUCAUCCUACUCUCGUACUGUGGAGUCGACUUAAUCAUCACAAAGCGCGUGGUACAGAAGAAUAGCGCGUAUCCUCUCCUGGGCAGCCCUUUAGUUACAAUCCCCAGAGUGUUACUCAAUUUGGUCUUCGCUGGUAAAGCAGCACAGAUCCUUGAAAAUGGCUAUAAAAAGCUCUGUGUUCGAAAUUCAAGUCUACCGCUCAUAUCAGCAAAGUUUAAGGACGGGGCCUUCCAGCUCGUCCGAGGCGACGGCAACAUAGUCGUUCUGCCGAAUUGUCUUCUGGACGAACUUUCGACCCUACCUUCAACGAUCGCAAGCCCGAAUGGUGCGCUCGAACAUGAUCUUCUAGGUCCAUACACCGGCCUGGAUCUGAUUCUGGAAAGCAGGCUACAUCAUGCCAUUGUACAACGCAAGCUCACUCCGCGUCUCGGUAUCCUCACCCCAGGCUUGGAGAACGAACUCAACGCUGCUUUCGAAGACUACUUUCCCACCUGCGACGAGUGGACCGAGUUUACGCCUUAUAAAAUAUUAGGGAAAAUAUCUGCAAGGCUCUCUGGAAGAGCUUUGGUUGGUCCUACAUUAUGUCGUGACGCCACAUGGCUGGACAUUUCAUUUGAUUAUACCGAGAACUUAUUCAGAACCGUCGUCCUGCUACGUCUAUUCCCUGAGUGGGUGCGCCCCUUACUCUGCCGCAUGCUUCCCUCCUACUGGCAUGGCCAAAGAUACGUUCGGUCAGCGAAAGCACUCCUUGGUCCGAAGAUUCACGAGCUUCUCUGCAAGAGCGAUGACUACUCAUGGGGUCCAGAAGGCCAUGAAGAAGACUCAAAUGUGCUCUCGUGGCUCGCCAGCACCGCAAAGGGCAGAGACCGAGAUCCAGACACCUUGGCCCACGUUGAGGUGCUUUUAGCCCUGGCCGCGGUACACACCACACUCCUCAGAAUGGUGAACGUUUUGUAUGACCUCACCGCUAACCCAGGCCUUCUUGAGGAAUUACGAUUCGAGAUCGAAGCCGAGGUCGAGGGCAAACAGGGAUGGAAUGAGGCAUCGUACUCACAACUCCAAAAACUAGACAGUGUCUUUCGCGAAUCCCAGAGGAUGUCACCGCCUACGAUCCUAGGGAUGAAGCGGCUAUUCAAACAAGCCCACACGUUCGAGAACGGUCUGCACCUCCCCAAAGGCAGUUAUGCAUGUCUCCCCAUCUUUGCAAUCGAGAACGACCCGGCGAACACUCCCCAUCCAGAAGUGUUUGACGGGCUGAGGAGCUAUAGACGGCGCCAGCAGGCCCAGACAAAUGAUAGCAAGCCGAAAGCCGGUAACGAAGAGCAUUUGUUCUCGUCAACAGAACAUAACAUACUCAAUUUUGGCUACGGCAAGUCCGCAUGUCCAGGCCGCUAUUUUGCCAGUCUAGUCCUCAAGAUCCUAUUCGCAAAACUGCUGACGGAGUACGAGUUCGAUUUCCUCCCGGGCACGAAACGGCCACAGAACAUCAUGAUCCAUGAAUUCCUGUUCUGCUGGCCGUGGCAAAAGAUGCUGGUGAGGCGAAAGAAAGAUGGGAUGUGCCCGUUCUAG
Messenger RNA from Letharia lupina, 1632 nucleotides. RefSeq lists its product as uncharacterized. The record is from RefSeq and is a predicted model, not a curated record. The coding region runs from base 1 to 1632 and encodes 543 amino acids. The transcript is spliced from 3 exons. NCBI's taxonomy places the organism in Eukaryota, Fungi, Ascomycota, Lecanoromycetes, Lecanorales, Parmeliaceae. Gene Ontology annotation, molecular function: monooxygenase activity; iron ion binding; heme binding.